GGGGUGGAGACGACGGCACCUGCUCCAUGUCAUAGGUCAAGGACUGCUAGUCGGCGGAAGUGGAACAUGUCGCAGCAAAUGUGGCGGCUGCCGCUGCGAUGGUGGCGGCGGCGCUCCCCGGCCUGGUGGUGUUUUGCUGCGUGACGCUUCUGGGCGUAGCUGGGUGCCAGCCGGCGCCGCGCGCCGCCGCCCGCACCGUGCCGCUGGGCGACAACGAGACCACAGCGCUUGUCAAGAAAUGUUACGGCAUAUACGGCUGCUUUGCUAUCACCAAGGAGUGGAUUUCACUCUCUCGACCCAUCAGCGUCCUGCCGCAGUCACCUAAGGCCAUCAACGUCAAGUUCUGCCUCUACACCACUAACAACCCUACCGAGUGUGAGCGUAUGUACGACGACAUCCAGUCCAUUGGGACGUCAUCGUUCAUGGCGGGCAAGCCGGUGAAGUUCCUGGUGCACGGCUAUCUGGACUCGGGCGAGAAACGCUGGAUUAAGAGGAUGGUUGCGGCGCUGCUGGAGUUUGAGCCCAUGAACGUGGUGGUGGUGGACUGGGUGGGCGGCUCCGGACCGCCCUACACCCAGGCGGUGGCCAACAUACGGCUGGUGGGCGCCGUCGUCGGCAACUUCAUCCGCCUGCUGAAGAAGCUUUUCGACACGCCGCCCGAGCAGGUUCACGUGAUCGGCCACAGCCUGGGCGCCCACCUGGCCGGCUACGUGGGCGUGUUCUUGCAGCAGCGUGGCGUGCGACUGGGCAGGAUCACCGGCCUGGACCCGGCAGAGCCGCACUUCGAGAACACCGACCCGGUGGUGCGACUCGACCCCACGGACGCCGGCUUCGUCGACGUCAUCCAUACCGACAGCGGCCCUCUCAUCUCGGGCGGCCUGGGACUGCUGCAGCCGAUCGGUCACAUGGACUUCUUCCCGAACGGUGGCAAGAAGCAGCCGGGCUGCGGCACCAGCGUCUUCGACGCCAUCAAGAAGGAGGAGGGCAGCCUCAUCUACGGCCUGAGGCGCUUCAUCGGCUGCAACCACCUGCGGGCGUACGAGUUCUUCACCGAGUCCAUCAACAGCCAGUGUGGCUUCAUGGCUGUUGAGUGCGACAGCUACGACAAGUUCGCGCAGGGUGAGUGCGGCAUUUGCUCCCCGGACCACGGCAACUGCCACCGGCUGGGCUACCACGCGGACCGCCACCUGACGCCGCUCGACCGGGCCAAGAUCCGCCAGCUGAGUCAGCCGCGCUUCGACCUGCUGGGGCUGGUGCCGCCGCCCGUCGGCCGCACCUUCUACCUGAUGACCGGCAACGCGGUCCCUUUCUGCAGGCGUCACAUCCGCGUCACCGUCUCGCUGUCGGACAUCCCGGCGGCGGUCCGGCACGGCGGCGACAUGGGCACCCUCAGCGUCCGCUUCCACAGCGCCAAGAACAGCAGCGCCUGGCAUCGCUUCAGCCAGGGCGACAUGUCUUCGAAGCCGGGCCAGGACUACAGCUCGCUGACGCCGGUGUCGUUCACCGGCGAGCCGACGGCCAUCGAGCUGGAGUGGCGCUACGCCUCGUCCCUGCUGAACCCGCUCACCUGGCGCCUGCUCUCGCAGCCCAUGAUCCACGUCAACCGCGUGCUCGCCGUCAGCGUCGAGUCCAGACAGCGGUACGUCUUUUGCGGCGAGGACCUGCCGCUGUUCUCCGGCCGGCCGUCGCGCCUGCGCUUCAACCGCCGCUGCCGGGCGCAGCGCAAGCCCGGUCCCAGCUCGCUGUUCGCCACGUUCGCCGGCUUCGACCUGGUGAGCGGCGUGGGCCAGAGCGUGUCCGGCCUCGUCGACUCCGACGUGAACGUCAUCCCGACGCGACGACGGCGGCGGAAGCGGCGCCGCCGCUGGCGGACCCGCCGGCGGCCGCGCCGCCACCACGGCUGACUGCUGACGUCGGAUGGUGGCCGAUCAACGUCAGGCGGUGGCCUGUCGACGUCAGAGGGUGGCCGGCCGAUAUCGGAGGGUGGUCAGCUAACGUCAGAUGAUGGCCGGCCGACACUGCGGACUGGUCUCGGCGCUGUCAGAGAGUGUCCAACGGCGCCUCCGCCUGUCUACAGCUGAUCAGCUUUGAUGAAUAGCGAGCUAUACCCGGAGUGGCGGCAGCGCAAAAAAGGACCAGUGUUGUCUGAUGAACAGAAGUGUUCCCGACUGGGACCAACGUAAUAUGCAUGCAGCAAGUCGCGAUCGCGCACUGUCUUCAGUAGGGCACGAUGACAAGCGGGGAAAGUACUUCCGCCGGGAGUAAUACCCACCGAGGCACGUGUUACUGCCCGGGGUAACCCAGUAACCCGGUAACCCAGUGGGCCUAACACGACUGGCAGAUGUGUCGCGCCACGCGACGGCGUUGGCGCAGUGUAACUCGGGUCACUUGAUCGCCAGUUCAUGCACGGCGCGCUUCGCACCCCGAACAGGUGAUUGGUGGGGACGUGAAGCCGCGCUGUUCGUGCCGGUGCCGCGGGACCUCAGAGCAGUGACAUGGUAGUGAUGCAAGUCACCUAUGCUAAGGGCCGAAACGGCCGUGCAGGGCGAGCAGACCUCGUGUCCUGGCACCGUCGUUGUUCGCCGUGAGUGUCAGAAGUUGGCGUCGCCUGGCUCGGCCAGCCAGCCCCGCCGCGCGAGCGAUCGGUGCAACCGUGCAAUAUGGGAGAGUGGUUCAUCUACCUCGCAGUGCGUCCCUGUAUAGCGCCACACUGGACGUGCGCCAGCGUUCCUUCACUACCCAGGUAUCUUUUUCCGGGCGGCGUCAUGUGUGCUCCGUGCAGUUUGUGAGCCGCGGACGCGGACCGG
Messenger RNA from Pollicipes pollicipes, 2807 nucleotides. RefSeq names its product pancreatic triacylglycerol lipase-like. Lineage: Eukaryota; Metazoa; Arthropoda; Thecostraca; Pollicipedomorpha; Pollicipedidae. Gene Ontology annotation, molecular function: triacylglycerol lipase activity. The record is from RefSeq and is a predicted model, not a curated record. Gene Ontology annotation, biological process: lipid catabolic process.